AGCCCAUUCCCUUCCAUCCACUGACAGUCUCACCCGACUGUCUCCUUCAUUCUCCACUCCUCCGAUUCCUAUUCCUAUUCUUAUACAUAACAUUUUCUUUUUUCUUUCUUGUUGAUUUUUGAUACUUUCAAGCUCUGCAACAAUGGGGUUGCCCUAUGUCGUCUGCCUCUGCGCCGCCGUCUUUCUUCUCCACUCAUCUCUCUUCCCGGUAUCUGCCAAGAAAACUUACAUUGUCCAAAUGAACCACCAACAGAAGCCGCCAUCCUACGCCACACACGGCCAAUGGUACUCCGACCACUUGCAGACGCUCACUUCCGCCGCCCCCGAGUCCAUCCUAUACACCUAUGGUUCGGCCUACAAUGGCUUUGCUGCCGCUUUGUCCGAUGAGGAGGUUGAGUCCCUCCGCCAAUCUGACUCCGUGCUCGAUGUAUACGAGGACCCAGUCUACACCCUUCACACCACCCGCACUCCUGAGUUUCUGGGCCUUGAUACCGAGCUUGCCCCGUCGGUCGGGCACAGCCUGCAAGAACUGAAUCAGGCCUCUCAGGAGGUGAUAAUUGGGGUUUUGGACACCGGGGUCUGGCCUGAAUCUAAGUCUUUCAGCGAUAAGGACAUGGCUGAUGUGCCUGCCCGGUGGCAAGGCGAGUGUGAGGCUGCCGAUGAUUUCGAUCCCAAAAUUCAUUGCAACAAGAAGUUAAUAGGUGCCCGAUUCUUCUCCAGGGGAUACAACAUGGCAUCCGGGUCGAAUGAGUCCGAAUCCCCACGCGAUAGCGAUGGACACGGCACGCAUACGGCGAGCACUGCCGCGGGGGCUCAAGUGGAGAACGCCAGCCUCUUAGGCUACGCCAGUGGGAAUGCCCGAGGAAUGGCAACCCAUGCCCGAUUGGCAACUUACAGAGUUUGCUGGAAAUCCGGCUGUCUUGGGUCCGAUAUACUAGCGGCAAUGGAUCGUGCAAUUCAAGAUGGUGUCGAUGUCUUGUCCCUAUCUCUGGGUGGUGGAUCUGCCCCUUAUGCUCGUGAUCCCAUCGCUGUCGGAGCUUAUGGCGGACCUGCUAAAUCUUCACUCGCAAAUGUCGCUCCAUGGAUAAUGACUGUUGGUGCUGGCACAAUCGACAGAGACUUCCCUGCCUUCGCUACUCUCGGCAAUGGCCAGAAAUAUGCUGGGGUCUCGUUGUACAGUGGAGCAGGCAUGGGGAGCAGGUCAGUGGAAUUGGUAUACAAUCAAGGCGGCAACAGUUCUAGCAAUUUAUGCUUAGCCGGUUCGCUUGAUCCCGCCAUUGUGCGUGGAAAAGUUGUAUUGUGUGACAGAGGGAUCAGCGCGAGGGUGGAGAAGGGUGCGGUGGUGAGGGACGCUGGUGGGGUAGGGAUGAUUUUGGCGAACACGGCCGCCAGCGGCGAGGAAUUGGUAGCGGACAGCCACCUGUUGCCUGCGGUGGCCGUAGGGAGAAAAGUAGGUGACAUGAUAAGGCAGUACGUGAAGACGACCCAGAACCCGACGGCAGUAUUGAGCUUCGGAGGGACGGUGGUGAACGUGAAGCCGUCGCCGGUGGUGGCGGCGUUCAGCUCGAGAGGGCCGAACACGGUGACGCCACAGAUCUUGAAGCCGGACGUGAUCGGGCCAGGUGUGAAUAUCUUGGCAGCAUGGUCGCAGGAUGUGGGGCCCACUGGCCUCGAGAAGGACACCCGCAAGACUCAGUUCAAUAUCAUGUCAGGUACAUCAAUGUCCUGCCCACAUAUUAGUGGUUUAGCAGCUUUGUUGAAGGCAGCACAUCCGGAGUGGAGCCCGAGCGCAAUCAAGUCAGCAUUGAUGACAACGGCCUACACGCUCGAUAACACCAACUCGCCUCUUAAGGACGCUGCUGACUACUCGAUUUCGACCCCGUGGGCUCAUGGAGCAGGCCAUGUUGAUCCCCAGAAAGCACUCUCUCCUGGACUUGUAUAUGAUGCCAAGCCUGAAGAUUACAUCGCUUUCCUUUGCUCUUUGGACUACACCAUGGAGAUGAUACAGGCUAUCGUGAAGCACCCAAACGUCACUUGUGCUGCAAAAUUCCGUGAUCCUGGCCAGCUCAACUAUCCGUCGUUCUCUGUGGUGUUUGGGAAGUCUAGGGUUGUGCGGUACACCCGAAGGCUGACCAACGUGGGUGCUGCAGGAUCCGUUUACCGAGUUUCUGUGGAAGCACCCCCUAAUGUGGUGGUGAGCGUGAAACCCUCAAACCUUGUUUUCAGAAAUGUUGGGGAUAGGCAACGGUAUACAGUUACUUUUGUCUCACAAAAGGGCGUAGAUCCAUUGCAUAAUGGAUUUGGCUCCAUCACUUGGAAGAAUGAGCAACAUCAAGUGAGAAGCCCCGUCGCGUUCUCGUGGAGUAGGCAGUAACCAACCAAUGCACUGUUAGGCUUCAACUUUCUGAACUUCAGUCAUUACAGGUAGUGACCAAAUGACUAUUUGCAAUGUUUGACAGUGUUUUAUACAAGUGUGGUGAGAAAAGUAGAGGACUAUAUGUCCUCAAAGAAUGGUGUCUGUGUGUUAGUGAUGUUAAUGUAGUGGAACUAGGCAUGUGGCAUGCCAGAACUGGCCUGCUGUUUUAUUUAAUGGGAGUUUAACUACAUUUCUGCCCAAA
Molecule: messenger RNA, 2618 nt
Organism: Sesamum indicum (sesame)
Lineage: Eukaryota; Viridiplantae; Streptophyta; Magnoliopsida; Lamiales; Pedaliaceae
Product: subtilisin-like protease SBT1.8
Biological process (GO): proteolysis
Molecular function (GO): serine-type endopeptidase activity
Source: RefSeq, a predicted model, not a curated record